AUGGUAGGCCAGAACAGUGACAUCGCUGUGGGCAUAUGCAGUUCCCUCUUCAUCAGGUACCACAUAUACUUUGACUGCAAAAGGAGGAGUGACCCCAACUUCAAGAACAGGCUUCAAGAACGAAGAAAGAAACAGAAGCUUGCUAAGGAAAGAACUGGGCUUUCCAAGUUACAUUAUUUAAAAGAUGCUGAAGCUGUUCAAAAAUUCUUCCUUGAAGAGAUACAGCUUGGGGAAGAGUUAUUAGCACAAAGUGAAUAUGAGAAGGGUGUAGACAACCUGAAAAAUGCAAUUGUUGUGUGUGCACAGCCUCAGCAGCUGCUGCAGACUCUUCCUCCACCGUUCCAGAUGCUUCUGACCAAGCUUCCAACCAUUAGUCAGAGAACUGUAAGUGCUCAGACUUUGGCUGAAGAUGAUGUGGAAUGAGCCAGAUUUCAACACGAUAAAAUCUCAGUUAAAAAC
Messenger RNA from Cricetulus griseus (Chinese hamster), 459 nucleotides. Lineage: Eukaryota; Metazoa; Chordata; Mammalia; Rodentia; Cricetidae. The record is from RefSeq and is a predicted model, not a curated record.